Messenger RNA from Manis javanica (Malayan pangolin), 2113 nucleotides. RefSeq names its product claudin domain containing 1 (gene CLDND1). Gene Ontology annotation, cellular component: membrane. Lineage: Eukaryota; Metazoa; Chordata; Mammalia; Pholidota; Manidae. The record is from RefSeq and is a predicted model, not a curated record.
UUGUGGAGGGGGCAGGCUCUGCAGGGAAGUGCGUCAGAAGAGGCGCGAGCAGAGUAGGGUGCUGUGGUCUGAGCUUGAGGGCGAAGCCGGCGAAUUAGGAGGAUGGGCGGUGAUAGACUAGAGAACAAGACCUCUGUCUCCGUAGCAUCCUGGAGCAGUCUGAAUGCCAGAAUGGAUAACCGUUUUGCUACAGCAUUUGUAAUUGCUUGUGUGCUGAGCCUCAUUUCCACCAUCUACAUGGCAGCCUCAAUUGGUACAGACUUCUGGUAUGAAUAUCGAAGUCCAGUUCAAGAAAAUUCCAGUGAUUUGAACAAAAGCAUCUGGAGCGACUUUGCUAGUGAUGAGGCAGAUGAAAAGACUUACAAUGAUGCCCUUUUCAGAUAUAAUGGCACAGUGGGAUUGUGGAGACGGUGUAUCACUAUACCCCAAAACACAUAUUGGUAUAGCCCACCAGAAAGGACAGAAUCAUUUGAUUUGGUCACAAAAUGCAUGAGUUUCACGCUAAAUGACCAGUUCAUGGAGAAAUUUGUUGAUCCUGGAAACCACAAUAGUGGGAUUGAUCUGCUUCGGACAUAUCUUUGGCGUUGCCAGUUCCUUUUACCUUUUGUUAGUGUUGGUUUGAUGUGCUUUGGGGCUUUGAUUGGACUUUGUGCUUGUAUCUGCCGAAGCUUGUAUCCCACGAUUGCCACAGGCAUUCUUCAUCUCCUUGCAGGUCUGUGUACACUGGGCUCAGUGAGUUGUUAUGUUGCUGGAAUUGAACUGCUCCAUCAGAGACUAGAGCUGCCGGAGAAUGUGUCUGGUGAAUUUGGAUGGUCCUUCUGCUUGGCUUGUGUCUCAGCUCCCUUACAGUUCAUGGCUUCUGCUCUCUUCAUCUGGGCUGCUCAUACCAACCGCAAAGAAUACACCUUAAUGAAGGCAUAUCGUGUGGCAUGAGUUGGGAGGCUUCCUGCUUUACAAUUGCCAUUUUUAUUAUUUUUUAACAUUAAUAUUUUCCCUUGUCUACUCCCAGUUGUUUUUAACUUUUUUUUUUGUGUGUGUGAAUAUGCCAUUUUAUCCUGAAAAUCCAUUUUAGUUUUUCACACAGUUGUUUCUUAAUACCACUAAAAUUUACAUGGAUUAUUCUCAGUAAUUCCAUGUUUCAGACAAACUAAUGUAGGUUCAGAGUCCAGACAGAAAUUUGUAGACACUUGGCACAAAUUUGUGAAAGAAAAUUGGUAGGGGGAAAUUGACCCCAAACAAAUUCUGCUGUUUGUUAGACAUUUCAAUAGAGUAACUUUGUCGUUCAACUGGAAACUCUUUAGUUUCAUUGUCAAAAGUUAUGUUCACUUUGCUGUUGUAGUUAGCCAGUCAGCCGUGGGUGUUAGUGCUAUUUUCAAAGGUUUAAGCUUUAUAAAAUAGGGAAAUUACCUAAGAUCUUUUUCCCGAAAUGUUGGCAUAUAGCAUUAUCUGAGGUGAAAUAUGGCAGCUGUUUAUCUGCAUGUGUCUGUCUACAAGAAAGGAAGUGAAAAAUACAGCACUUAACUUAAAAUUUUAACUUUGAACGGCAAAAAGUCCAAUUCAGCAAGACAAGACGAUUAACCUUAUUUUACUUCUUUUUUUUUAACCUUCUGUGACUAGGACUUUCAAUACCACCAAACCAUUUUGGAUUUUUGUUCCUUCCGUCUUCUUACAUCAAGUUUAUUAAAAGAAUGCUUUUUCUUUCUUUUUAACACUACAUCGGGGUCACAGAGUAAAAUUCUCCAACUAUUUAUUCCAGCUAAGUACCAUAAAGAAGGUUCCACCAAAAUGACCCUCCAGAGCUAGGAAAACUGCCACAAGACCUAAAACUUUGGCUGGUCAUUUACUUCCAACUAUGGUCUUUAUUUCUUGUGGUGAAAUGAUGUGCCUUUCCUUGCCUAAACCCUUUCCUGGUGUAUAUCAACAUCAUUUAACAUCUUUCAAUUCACUAAUUUUUUAAAUAAAUAUGUCUAUAAACAUUGAACUUAGAAAAAUCUUAUUUAUUUAUUCCAUUACUGUAGCACUUAGCAGAUUUUUUAAAAAUGUAACAGUAAUUUCUUACAAUAUCAUAAAUCUGUCUUUUUUUAAAAAAUAAAAAAUGAGAAGAGACUCAGAA